Messenger RNA from Danaus chrysippus (African queen), 1749 nucleotides. The record is from the annotation of a GenBank genome assembly. Lineage: Eukaryota; Metazoa; Arthropoda; Insecta; Lepidoptera; Nymphalidae.
AUGAAGUUCGCUAUUCCUGAAAUAUCAUGGCAUAACAGAGAUCCAGUUUUAAGUGUAGACAUUCAGCCGAAAUCAAAUGCAAGUGAACCACUGCGGUUAGCUACCGGAGGCACAGAUUCUCAUGUCGUGAUUUGGUAUUUAUCAAAAACAAUUACCGGUUCAGUGAAAUUAGAAGUCGCUGCUGAUCUCACCAGGCAUCAAAAAGCUGUUAAUGUAGUGCGAUGGUCGCCCAAUGGUGUUUAUUUAGCAUCCGGAGAUGAUGAAUCUAUAAUAUUUAUAUGGAAGCAAAAAACUGAAGAGCCAAUAGCACCACCGUUAGAAGGAGAGGAGCAGUACAAAGAGACUUGGGUUAUACAUAAGACUCUAAGAGGUCACAUGGAAGAUGUUUUGGACAUCAGUUGGAGUAGUUCAUCGUUACAUUUGGCGUCCGGCUCAGUAGACAACAAGCUUAUUUUCUGGGAUGUGGCAAGAGGUCGUUCUAGUGCUAUUGUGUCUGAUCAUAAAGGCUUCGUCCAGGGAGUAGCGUGGGACCCUCAAGGACAGCUGUUAGCUACGGCUAGCUCUGAUAGAGUUUUCCGAACAUUUGAUGUGGGGACCAAGAAAGUGCUGUCUCGUAGUAGUAAGGCUAUCCUACCGUUCCCUAAGGAGCAUGCUCUACAUGAUGUAAAGGUCCGCCUCUAUCAUGACGACACUCUACAGACGUACUACAGGAGAUUACAUUUCAGUCCCGAUGGAAUGUUCAUUGCGGUGCCAGCGGGAAAGAUAGAACCAGAACAAGGAAAACUAGAAAUUAAACCGAUGAAUGCUGUAUAUAUUUACACUAGACACUCACUUAAAACUCCCGCGUGUGUCGUUCCGUGUGGCGAGCCGGCGCUGGUGUGUCGCUGGUCGCCAGUCCGUCGCGCGUGUAGGGCUCCGCCCCCGUCCUCGGGCCUGCAGGCCGCUCCCCGGCUGCUGCUGGCGGUGGCCACGCGCAGGUCCCUGCUGCUGUACGACACGCACCAGAGGGCGCCCGUCGCGCUCAUCUCUAAUAUACACUACACGAGGAUCACAGACCUGUCGUGGUCGUCCGACGGCCUGACCCUGGUUGCCUCCAGUACGGACGGGUUCUGCUCCGUCGUCAGUUUCACAGAGGAAGAGCUAGGCGAGGCGAUCACUAACACCGACGCCGCUAGUACAGAGCCGAUGGAAAUUGAGGAACAGAAACACAACCAGGAAACUCCCAAACAGAGAUACGCUGAGGCGAAACCGAUAGAAGUGAAGCGGAGGCCGUCCAACAACAAGAUAGACGCAUUCAUCAAGUUUAAAACUCCCGAAGACAAGUCUCCCAAGAAGAGGAAGAUCGAGAAUAUUCAGCAGAAGACGCCCGUCAAGAUGGACGUGCUCAUGGAGACCGCGCUGCCCUCCUGGUCAGAUAACUCCAGCAGUGACGUUAUCAGACCCAAGGACCCGGAGCCCACCACGCUCGGAGGAAGUGACGUCACUGUUAUAGAGGACAGCGAGGACAUACAGCUGGUGUACGACGAGACCAAGGACAGCCAGUCACCUAGGACGGAACAAGAGGAGGAGAAACUUGCUCCCAAGAUGUCUCCCACACGAGGAGACGUUGCCGACACCAACUUCCUGAUGAAGGCCAAGAUUACGGAUGUGAAGGAGCCGGCGCCCCUCCCCGCCGCGCCCAGCCCCAAGGCACCGCGGCGAGUCAACUUCGUUACGCUGUCGAGCCCUAAGAGCACCAAGAAGAAAUAA